UCGGAGCUUGGCUCGUGGAACAUCUGCUAAUUUUCAUGGACUCCUUCCUUGAAAGUUUUUCCUCUCUAAUGGCGGUGAUGAUUUUCAUUCGCGGGACCCACGCGAGCGGUUGUCAUCUGGGUCACGUUUUGGUGGACGUAGGAGAAAAUUUAAAGCAUCACUUAUUUGUCACGCAUCAGAAGCGAGCGACAGUGAGAGGAGAGGGAGAAAGCGCUCGUCGCUGAUCUGUGGAGCUGCAAUAGGGUACUCCGCCGCCGCCGGCGCCGCCGGAAUAGUGAUGGGGGUGUGGAGAGAAGGGAAGGGGUGGUGCUUCUGUGGAGGAGAGCGAGCGGAGAGAUUGAAGGGAAGCCUCGUCUCCUGCAAGGGCCCGGCCAUGGCUUCCAUCUCCUCUGGCGCUGGCAGAGGAGAUGGAACCGGUUUCCUCAUCCACCCAAACCUCCUACUCACCACCCACGGGACUCUGUCGUCAGUCACGGCGGCGGAGGCCGUCGAGAUCCAGCUCAAAUUGGGACGCCUUCCAGCUCGCCUCGCCCCUUACAGGUUCUUUAUCAGCAGCUCAGUACUUGAUCUUACAAUAGUUGGGCUAGAUGCUGCAGAUGCCAAAACAAAUUCACAGGGACAUCAACCAUAUUACCUGAAAACCUGUGGUAAUCCUAGUCUAGAUCUAGGCAGUACCGUUUAUUUACUAAGUCACAACGAUAAAAAAGAACUGGUAGUUGGGGAGGGCAAAGUAGUGAUUGCCACUGAUAAUCUCAUAAAACUAUUAGCCGAGGGAAGAACUUGGUGCCCGGGCUCUGCUGGUUUUGAUGCUCAAGGGAACCUUGCCUUGAUGAUAUGCGACCCAAUGAGGCUUGCUUCUUCUCCAAACGUUAGAUCUUCUUCAGCUUCCUCAUCCUCAUCCUUAACAUGCAAGGGGGAUACAUCGCUGCUGUUUGGAAUCCCUAUUCCCAUCAUUUGUGAUUGGUUACAUCAGCACUGGGAGGGCAGCCUGGAUGAGCUAACUAAGCCUAAAUUACCCUUGAUCCGAUUGUUGUCCACCGGGCAGAAAAGUGAGCACUCCUGUUCUUUUAGCCAACGCCAGAUCUUCAAGCCUGAAGAGGAGCAGGAAAACAUAUCAUCUUCUGCACACAUAGCUGUAAAAUCUAUAUUUCAGCAAGGAUCAAGCAGUACUGCUAUUGUUGGUGCUAAUGGGAAAGGUAUUUCAACUCCUGAGAUAUAUGAAUCUCCGAGGAUUACUUCAGUGCCAAUUAGAAGGAAAGACAAUGCUGCAGUUCAGCUUUUAGACAUUAAUUUCCCACCAAGAGCUCCAAAAUCCAUCGCUUUGCCCCUGCCCCUCAAGCAACUACUUCCAGAACAGAGUGAGAAUAUUAGCCAUGAUUCAAAACCAGAAAAUCUAUCUGUAGAAGAUGAUUGCUGCAGUGUGGUGCAGUCGAGCUCCUCACCUUUGGAUGUUUCUGAGCUACCAAAUGAGGGUGAGGGAUUCAGCAGUGGAGGAGAGACAAUGUACUCAGCUGAGACUAUGGAGAGCAGAAACAUCCCUAGUCCCCCCAAAGAAAGCAAGUUCCAUCAUGUUGGAAGGAGCCAGAGUUGUGUGAAUUAUGGCAGAUGGGCAUCAGGUCAGAGAAGCACGACAAAAAGAAAGGGAGUGCUGCAGAAACAGCAUAGCAUGUUACCAGUGAGGAAAGCACAUUCCUAUGCUGCAGCACUUACUCAUAAGAGCCAUGAGUACUACAGCCCAACUGUCUCGUCCAGCAUGAAGAAGAGGAAUGGCUCCGAUCAGCCGCCGGUUAGAUCACAAAAGAAUGUCCUCCAGCUCUCUCCAAGAUGCUGAAAAAGAUGGACCUUGAUAUGGAGUUGAAUAUUUCCUUGAAAGAAUGCAAUUCAAAUUCCUUUUGAGCGAAUUUAAGCAGAUAUAUGAUAUUAAGGCUGAAGAUCUUCCAACCUUAGAAAGCUAGCUAACAGAGUAUAGAACCAAGCUAUCUACGAUGACGACUUCUCUUUGCGAUGUCAGGCUUUGGAGAAGACUCAAGAAGAGCUAGUAGAGUCACAAGGUGAUCCUAGUCAAAGUUCCAAGUGCUUGAAGGCUUUAAAAGCUAAAAUGUCUGCCCUUUAAGAGGAGAAAAAGAUGUUGAAGUCGAAGAAGGAGACUGAUUUUGUUGGAAUUGGAUCAAGGGCUAUCAAAGAUUUCAAAAACUCUGCUAAUUUUUAAGGCUUCAUUCAAGAUCACAUACAGGUGGCUCAUGAUUAUAUCUUUGAUGUUGAAUUAAAGGAGCAGCGAGAGAAUUGAGGAAGGAUUCAUAUGAGGCUUCUUGAAUGGGAUUUGUGCUGUGCACCAUUGAACUGGACCUGAUAUUGAGGGCCUAUCUUCUAGCUAGGCAUCUGAAGAUCCCCCUUCUUAUCUAGAAGGUAAAGAAGCCGAUUGAUUUACUUGAGCACAACACUGACGAGGAGGAUAAUGAUACUGAUACUGAUACUCAUACUGAUAGUAUUUUAUU
Molecule: messenger RNA, 2495 nt
Organism: Phalaenopsis equestris
Lineage: Eukaryota; Viridiplantae; Streptophyta; Magnoliopsida; Asparagales; Orchidaceae
Exons: 3
Coding region: 278-1831 (517 amino acids)
Source: RefSeq, a predicted model, not a curated record